This is a messenger RNA of Scatophagus argus, 2798 nucleotides long. RefSeq names its product claudin 19 (gene cldn19). The record is from RefSeq and is a predicted model, not a curated record. Gene Ontology annotation, biological process: cell adhesion; bicellular tight junction assembly. Gene Ontology annotation, molecular function: structural molecule activity. Lineage: Eukaryota; Metazoa; Chordata; Actinopteri; Scatophagidae. The coding region runs from base 661 to 1317 and encodes 218 amino acids. The transcript has 6 exons. Gene Ontology annotation, cellular component: plasma membrane; bicellular tight junction.
UAAUUUCUAGUGAUCCUGUCUGGAUGUGACACGUCCUUUUCAGCCAAGCAUUGUUUAGAUGCUGAUUUACGUGUGUUUGUUGCACUUUACCACCACCUCCUCCACACCCCCAACAGGGGCUGGCAAACUUUUAAAGGAUCAAUGCAUCCAACACCAGCUACCCUUCAUUGAGCCACUUGAGCCUGGAGCAGAUGGAAAGAUUAUAGUGGGGGAAAGUAAGCAAGCAGCAGAGAGAGUGAACUGGAAGAAGCCAUGCAGAGAAUGAGGCAGCCCAGCGACGAUGCUUGAUGAACUGAACCACUGACCACCAGAAAGUCUUUGUUUCACUUUGACUGAGCCUGAGAGAGACCAAGGAAUCAGACAGGACAGGACUCAGGGGAGGCAUCUACUCAUUGUCCCAGCUGACGGGCAAAACCCAGCCCAGGACUUGGAGAGAAAGAAAGAGGCGCACUCUACAGACAAGCUCUGCAGAUGACAGUUAAAGCAAAGAGGCAGGAGGGGAUGCUCAGAGGGAACAAAUAGUGAAGACAAAAGUGAAAGAAAUAACAGGAUUGCUACAGACGUGCCCACAAAGACUGCUCAAAGAACAGGUGACACAAAAAGCAAGUGAAACAGGGAGUGAAAUAGCAAGAGCAGACAGAGGGACAGAGCUAGAUAAGGAUGGCCAACUCAGGUCUCCAGCUGCUGGGUUAUUUCUUGGCAUUGGGUGGUUGGAUUGGCAUCAUCUCCACCACUGCUUUGCCCCAGUGGAAGCAGUCCUCAUACGCUGGUGAUGCCAUCAUCACGGCUGUGGGUCUGUACGAAGGGCUGUGGAUGAGCUGUGCCUCGCAGAGUACAGGACAGGUGCAGUGCAAGAUCUUUGACUCCAUGCUCUCGCUGGACAUCCACAUCCAGACAUGUCGGGCCCUCAUGGUGGUGUCAGUACUUCUGGGCUUUAUUGGCAUCAUCGUCAGCGUGGUGGGCAUGAAGUGCACUAAGGUGGGAGAUAACAACCCAGCUACUAAGACCCGCAUUGCUGUGACCGGAGGCGCUCUCUUCCUGCUUGCAGGUCUAUGCACACUAGUGUCUGUGUCCUGGUAUGCCACUCAGGUGUCCUAUCAGUUCUUCAACCCAAAUACACCGCCCAAUGCCAGGUAUGAGUUUGGCUCAGCACUCUUCGUAGGCUGGGCAGCAGCCAGUCUGACAGUUCUGGGUGGUUCGUUGCUGUGCUGCUCGUGCUCAAAAGACGAUAUGCGUGGGCAGCAAUAUUACCGCCAGUCACAGCCUUCCACUGCCAGGGAGGCAGAGUUGUUGAGUGAAACUAGUUUCCCUGACUGAUCAGCUCCUGCCUUUUUAUCGAGGACUGUCUGACUGUCCAACCACUGUCUUCCCCCUUUUGUCCUUUUACCUCUUAGAACUUAAAUUUGGAUCUCUUACAGUACAACAUUUCCUUUCUCUGAGUACUAUAUCCGCACCUUAUCGGUUUUAAUGGGAACCAAGAUGCAUUGGCUUUUCUCAUUUUUCACCUACCUUCUGAGCCUUUCCUGUAAAUAUAAACUCUCAAAGGUUGGGUGAUCAGAUCUUCUAUUUAAGAAAUGAUGUGGUCUUCAGUUCAGCCUGUCAACCCUCUUCUGCACUUCCCACAGCCUGGUGUCCCAUUAUUGGCUAGAAGUUAACAAUGUGUUGAAAGUCUUUCUGGUUUUGUUGUGCUGAUUUAUGAUUACACUUAUAUCCUAUGACCUCUGGGUUUUUUUGUAAAUGUAUUUUUAUUUUGCCAGCUUUGACUGUACUUUGACUGAAAUGUGUCUUUUUUUCCUUUUUGAAUUGCAGACCAAAUGUUAAAAGUACCCCACCAGAGAAAAGGGAGCAGUACUUGUAGUUUGGGAGAGUCUUCUGGCCUUGCCAUGGUUUAGCUUCUGCAAAACAGACAAAACCCUCUCACUGAGGAGUUCAAAACAGACAAACAGAUGACAUUAAAGAAAGAAUUUAUGAACAGCAACAGCAUGCAUAUUGCAGCAACAUAAAUAAGUGUGGAAUUUAAAACAAAAAUGUUUGGGAAGAUUUUAUUAAAUAGUUGUUUCAAGGGGACUGACAAAGAUGAUAUCCUUGUCUCGUCUUGUCUGUUUUGUUGACUUUGGGAGAAUCAUUCAGGACAUACUUCCUAUAACAUGUUAAAAUGCCCCAGUGUAUAUACCACCUACUCUAUUCUUUCUUUCUUUCAUUCUUUUUUUUUUACUACAUCUAUGUUUUAUUACAGUGUCUUAAAACUCCUCUUUGUGCACAUGUAUGUUUUUGACUUCAUGGGUUUGUUUUAGUCUCCCAUCCCAUCUGAGAGAGAUUUGUUCCCAUAGCUUCUCAGUCAUUAGUUCUGUAUGCCUUUAUUUUAUUACUUUUGGAUUUCUGAAAAUGAAUUUGAAGCUACUUUACAGUACUACUUCUUAAACAAAGGAUCUUCAGCCAAUUUUAUGCCACCCUUUGUAAGAAACCACAUGUGCCUGUUUCCAAGUAACCUGGAUUGAGGAUAUACCCAGUACAUUUAUUUUGUUCAGUGCCAUUGUGAUUUUGUGUGAAUGAGAGAGUUGUUGUACAGUUGACUCUAAAGGAUGUGCUGUACUGUGUGCUGUCUCCUGUACUAAAGAACACAAGUUUGCUGACUGUUCAAUUGUCCUUCUGAUGCCUGCAUUUAUUUACUAUUCCCUUCCUUUCUCUAAUAUUUACCUCCAUGUUGUGUAUCAUCUCAUUCACAGUAUAGCCCUAUCUGUUGUUGUUUUGGGUUUGUUUGUUUUUUUCAGAAUAAAGUAAACAGAGACAUGAAAAUG